Morone saxatilis (striped sea-bass) is the source of this 1052-nucleotide messenger RNA. RefSeq names its product tubulin epsilon and delta complex 1 (gene tedc1). Lineage: Eukaryota; Metazoa; Chordata; Actinopteri; Moronidae. The record is from RefSeq and is a predicted model, not a curated record. The coding region runs from base 150 to 1052 and encodes 300 amino acids. The transcript has 8 exons.
GUUAAAGUCGCCGCGAAAUAUCAACAACUCAACUUCAAAGCGGUAGAAAUGUACAAAGUACAAAGUACAAAAGUGUCUCUGUCGGACCAAAUGUGAUAGCUGAGUGGGUAGAAAGUUCGGUCAUUUGGGUGUAGUGCUGUGUGGCUGUAAUGCAGCGGAGUAAAGCCGCCGUGAGUGUGGAGGUGAAGCAGGUGAUAGGAGCUCUGUGCAGACUGCUGACGGCCACCGGCCUGCAAACUGUCCCCGCACCGGAAACCUUCAGGCGGGCUAAAUUUGGUGGUGGACUCGAGGUGGAGGAUCAGUUUUGGCAGCUCCUCACCAACAUCCUUCAGACAGCUGGCAUUGUUUCCUGUGAAGCUGGUGCACAGCUAGGUGGAGCCCCAGAGCACUGGAAGCUGGUAGCUGCAGGCCUCUGGCAGACUGGAUACCAUGCUGACUGGAUGUGUGGCAGGGAGGGAAGAGAGGGGGGCAAGGGACAGAGUUUCUCCAGCAGAGACCUCCUCCUGGCGCUGGCCUGGCUGCUCGCUACUGGAACACUGGAGAAACUGCUGACACAGCGAGUGCAGCGAUUGGACAAAACAUUACUCACACCUCCACCUGUAAUGGUGAACCCUCAGCCGUCCGGUGAGCUCCAGUUAGACUCGGCAUCUCUGAGGAAACUUCAGUGGCUCAUUGGCUAUCUGAGAUACCAGUGGCGGACACUGCUGUCCAUGCAAGAAGAGCGAACUCGUCUGCUCCACGCUGUCUCUAUCGCCACCCUCCCCCCCCCUGCAUCCUCUGAUCAGAGCUCAGCAGUUCUAAGGGAGGACUGUGUUUGUAUGCGGCAGCUCUGUGAGCUCCUAGAAGCAUAUCUGAACUGGAGACAGGUGGAGAAAGUCUUCUGGACCUGGAUGGACAGUGUGGUGGACUGCCAUCUGACAGAUCCUGAUGUUGAGAAGCCUACACAUGCACCCAAUGGGAGUGUGAGAGUGUGUCACCACGGAAACCGGGGGCUGGAGAAAUUGGAGGAAAUGCUAUUGAGACUGCCCACAGGACAGAUUUACUUUACUUAG